UUUUCUCCAUCCUUUAUAUACUAAAAAGGAGUAUGGAUGUUUCUCCUUGUUACAAAGGCGCUCUACGUUUGAACCUUAAAAUUGUGAAGCAAAAUUCCCUUUCUCAGGUCUUGUUUGCGACUAUCUAGGUUUGAUAUUUUCAUCGUGUUAUAAUGGCAACCCGACUCCAGUUUGAGAACAAUUGUGAAGUAGGGGUUUUCUCCAAGUUGACCAAUGCAUACUGUUUGGUUGCUAUUGGAGGCUCAGAAAGCUUUUACAGCAUAUUUGAAGCUGAGUUAGCUGAUGCUAUUCCUGUUAUUAAAACAUCCAUAGGAGGCACUAGAAUUAUUGGUAGGCUGUGUGCUGGAAACAAGAAUGGGCUUCUCUUGCCACACACUACCACUGACCAAGAGCUUCAACACUUGCGGAACAGCUUACCAGAUCAAGUUGUUGUUCAACGCAUCGACGAGCGACUAUCUGCUCUUGGGAAUUGCAUUGCUUGCAACGACCAUGUUGCUCUUACACAUACUGAUCUUGAUAAGGAAACGGAGGAGAUGAUUGCGGAUGUUCUUGGCGUAGAAGUGUUCAGGCAGACGAUUGCAGGAAACAUUCUUGUUGGCAGUUACUGUGCCUUCUCCAACAGAGGUGGAUUGGUCCACCCCCAUACAUCCAUUGAAGACUUGGAUGAACUUUCUACACUCCUUCAAGUUCCUCUCGUGGCUGGUACUGUUAAUCGAGGUAGUGAAGUCAUAGCUGCUGGUAUGACAGUCAAUGAUUGGACAGCAUUCUGUGGGUCAGACACUACUGCAACAGAGCUUUCUGUCAUUGAGAGUGUCUUCAAGUUAAGGGAAGCCCAACCAAAUGCCAUUGUUGACGAAAUGAGAAAAUCGUUGAUUGACAGUUACGUCUGAGGUUCAAUUCCACAAUUUUUGCGCAGGUAAAAUGCAAGACUUUCUUAUACUGCAAAUCUUAUAAUAGAGUUGCUCUAUUUACAUCCUUAACAGUUCAGUCCUUUAAACUUACUAUGGUGGAUUCAUGUAUGUAUGUAGCUGAACUCUAAUUUUUGUUGGACUGGAGUUUGACAUUUGAUGCAUAAUGAGAAGAAUACAUGCAAACUCUUCUAUA
Macadamia integrifolia is the source of this 1104-nucleotide messenger RNA. Its product is annotated as eukaryotic translation initiation factor 6-2-like. Lineage: Eukaryota; Viridiplantae; Streptophyta; Magnoliopsida; Proteales; Proteaceae. Gene Ontology annotation, biological process: ribosomal subunit export from nucleus; maturation of LSU-rRNA; assembly of large subunit precursor of preribosome. Gene Ontology annotation, molecular function: ribosomal large subunit binding. The coding region runs from base 153 to 890 and encodes 245 amino acids. Gene Ontology annotation, cellular component: nucleolus; cytosol; preribosome, large subunit precursor. The record is from RefSeq and is a predicted model, not a curated record. The transcript has 8 exons.